CAUAUCUAUGAGCACUACCACCACCCGCUUCGCCCACUUUCUUCGUGCAGGAACAUUCAGACCUGCUAAUCGCUCGGUUCCAUCAUACAACUCUACGCUCUUUUUUCGCAUCAAUGCAUCUGGUCCGUCGAACUUCAGGUUCUCUCGCUCCGAGCCAUCCGCCUUUGCCCGAUCCUUCCAUGCAUCGCACUCGGUACACGACUUUCAUUUCGACACCCACCACUUCGUGCAGCGGCUCGAGCGCGAAGGUCUCAACCGUGCGCAAGCAGAAGGCAUAAUGGGUGCCAUGGCAGAGGUCAUCGACGAGAGCAUUCGAAACAUGACAAGCAACAUGGUCACGAAAGCUCAACAGGAGAAGCAUCAAUACACCCAACAAGUCGAUUUCGCACAGCUGAAAUCCGAGCUGCAGCUUAUUGAGAAGAACGACCUCGCUUCUUUGAAGUCUGAUAAUGACCGUUUGGUUGCGGAUAUGGAGAAGCUGAAGCAGCGACUGCGCGAGGAGAUCACGCGUACGCAGGCUGGCGUUCGACUGGACCUUAAUUUGGAGAAGGGACGGAUGCGGGAUGAGAGCAGCGGGCAAGAGCUCAAGAUUAAGGAGGUGGAUGCGAGAAUCGAACAGGAGAUUGCAAACUUGAGGACGACGAUCCAGCAAUCGAAGGUAUUUUUCUUAAUUGUUUUUGGCGAAGCUUGGAUUACUGAACCCUUGGGUGUUUAGGCAACGACGCUGCAGUAUCUUGUUGGAUUCGUGACCGGUUGUUCUGCGCUUCUAAUGGCAUACCUGAGAUUCAGAGUAUAGAGCUUUGCAUCAUGCAUCGAUGUCGUUCAUUACAUUUGAACUCGGAGGACCCUUCGAUUGUAUCAUGAUCUAAUUUAUUAUCGCACUUACAUAAUUGUACAACUGUGAGUAGAUACUACGUCAUAUAUAGAUUCACAUUUAAACAGACAUAUA
Messenger RNA from Suillus discolor, 949 nucleotides. RefSeq names its product mitochondrial protein. The transcript is spliced from 3 exons. The record is from RefSeq and is a predicted model, not a curated record. Gene Ontology annotation, cellular component: mitochondrion. NCBI's taxonomy places the organism in Eukaryota, Fungi, Basidiomycota, Agaricomycetes, Boletales, Suillaceae. The coding region runs from base 8 to 715 and encodes 235 amino acids.